This is a messenger RNA of Dichotomopilus funicola, 1785 nucleotides long. RefSeq names its product Peroxin-3. Gene Ontology annotation, molecular function: protein-macromolecule adaptor activity. The record is from RefSeq and is a predicted model, not a curated record. The transcript has 3 exons. Gene Ontology annotation, cellular component: peroxisomal membrane. The coding region runs from base 1 to 1785 and encodes 594 amino acids. Lineage: Eukaryota; Fungi; Ascomycota; Sordariomycetes; Sordariales; Chaetomiaceae. Gene Ontology annotation, biological process: protein import into peroxisome membrane.
AUGCUCGCCGCAACGAGGCGAUGGUUUCGGCGCAACCGCACGCCCCUUGCCAUUGGCGUGGGCGUUGUCGGCGCCGGUUACGUCGUCACUAGCUACGUCGUGGGGAAGCUACGCGAUGCCCGCGAGCGCAUGAGCAGCGACCGCAUCGCCAAGGAGAACUUGCGCCGUCGCUUCGAGCAAAACCAAGAGGACUGCACUUUUACCGUCCUUGCCCUCCUCCCGACCGCCACGGCCAACAUCCUGGAGGUUAUGGACACGGAAAAGAUCACGUACGAGAUUCAGCAGAUGAAGGGUUCCGCCCUGGCUAGGGCACGGAGCAUCGGGUCGACAAGCCCACCAAGCACGUCCGACCUGAACGCGACCGACGACGAUGGCCGUAGCAUCAUCACCGUGAGCGCCCAGAGUGAAGGUGGUGUGCAGGCCACGACACAGCUCUCGGUUGUUGCACCAUCAUCAACCACCGCGGUUUCAGAAGGCGCCGCGGCCGCGAGCACGAGCGCUCAGCCAGAUGCGCCCGCGCCCGCGCCUCCGGCAGCCGUAGCUUCCAAGCCGCGAAAGACUAAGAGGCAGCUGUGGGAUGAGCUGACAAUUAGCUCUAUCACGAGAGCAUACACCCUCCUUUACACCCUCAGCCUGCUCACCAUGCUCACGAGAAUACAACUGAACCUACUCGGUCGCCGCAGCUACCUCUCGAGCGUAGUCUCUCUUGCCACAGGCGGAAACGUAGCACCGGGCACGAUCAGCCUCGAAAACAACGACGAUGACAAUGCGGAACUGGCCUAUGGCACCGACUUUGAAGUCAACCGCAAAUACCUGACGUUCAGCUGGUGGCUCCUCAACCGCGGCUGGGUCGACGUGAUGCAGCGCGUCGAAGCCGCGGUCCGCCAGGUCUUUGGCCACCUCAGUCCGCGUGAUACCGUCACGCUCGGCACCUUCGCCAAGCUCAGUCACGACGUCCGCAGCCUCGUCGAAGGUACUGCGCCAACAGAGCAUGGGCAGAAAACCGCCUGGCUAGCGUUCCUCCUCCCGCCCCCCGAUAUGGAGGAGUAUGUCCUGCGUGAAUCGGGUGUGCUCGACUCCGAUCCGCUCUCCGAAGAGGAUGCAGUGCCGUCCACUCCUGCCGGCAAUAACCCUACCCCCCCCAGCUCCCCCUCGACGGCCGCCUCGCUUCGCCGCCUGCUCGACGAAACCGCCGACCUGAUCGAGUCACCCCACUUUGCCCACGUCCACACCCAGAUCCUCAACGCCGGCUUCUCCACGCUUCUCGAACACAAACUCGGCGGCGGAAUCUUUGACCCUUUGGUCGGAGCCACCCCCAGCACCAGCAGCGCAAGCACCAGCGCACCACCACUAUCAGCAACAACUCCCUUCAACGACCCUCUAUCCAGCGCCCUCGGCGGCAGCGCCGCGAAUCGUGCCGUCCUUCUCCCCAAGAUCACCAGUGUCUUGACGCGCCAGGCCCACGUGAUCGGGCACGGCAUGCCCAACGAGUACCUCCAGGCGAUGGAAGCGGUGCCGGACCUGGAAGGGUUCGCUGCGGUGGUGUACUCGAGUAAUUGGCAGGCGGAGGUAGUGCCGGAUGAUGGCGCCGGUGCGCCGGAAUCGGGGUCGACGCCAAGGGACGCUAAGUCCCCCGUUGUUUCCUCGGGGCCGGGGAGGGAAACGAGCGGUGGGCAACAGGAUGAGAGUGUGGUGCUUGUGGAUCACUUGUCGACGAGUGCUACGGCUGUGGACGAGUCGGGCUUGUUUGAUAGUGUGUGGGAGAAGGCGAGUGCGUCUAAGUAA